AUGAGUAACAGACCCAGAAGACUAACAGUGAAACCCAGCACCAGGAAACAGAGGGCCAGCUUGGUAGCGAGCUCCUUUUCCAGCUUUCUGAACAAGAACAGCUUUGAGCUCUCAGACUCGAGUCUUGACGAGCUAAUCCACUCCAACUACUACGACGAUGAUCCCAUGCUGUUGCUCAAGCCUUCGCCUUUGAAGCCAAAGAUAUCCAGGCACAGGUCGCCUCUUUCGAAACAGAGGAGUAACACCAUCUUGAACUCGUUUCUAGAGACGAGUUCCCAUUCCCCAUUCAAGUUCCACAAGUUCAAUAAUUUGAACAAGUCGUACAGUGAAAAAGAUGGUGCAAAUAAGGCAAAUGAUGAGGUAUCAGAGCCUGUGGACGAAAACACUUUUGAAGACAGAGAAACCACUCAUAAAAGCAAUCCAGUGGAUUCUAGCCACUUGGACAUUUCAGCAGAUACAACCACUUUGAAUAAUAGGAGAGUCAAAGAGAGUGUAAACACGAUAAUAAUUCCUCUAAGAGAUGACGAUAAUACCACUCCAAUGACCUACAACAAUGGAAACACUCCAGAUCCAGUUAAAAACAGCAACUCAUUAAAGAUCAAGACUCGAAAGCCUACUCCAGCUAAAUUGGUCAAAUUUUCAAAUGUGGAUCAGUUUUCCAAAGACUUGACCACUUCAAUGAUAAACAGGAAAAUUCAAGAUAUCACUGACACUUUGCAAUCAAUGUCAUCUCCUAUUGCCAAUGAUAAAAAAAGCAAUGGGGCUCCAAAUAAAACUGGAAUCACUGUCAUAAACAGUAACGAUCUGGUCAAUAGUAUUCUCGAGCUGGUCAAUUCUGAAAUUAAUGCCAGCAUUAUUAGCAAUCUAACUGAAAAUAGCUACAAGUCAAUCAAUGAAUACAAAACACCUAGUCCCCCAGUUAUGAGAUCGUUUGAGCGAACACCACCUCAUAAUCAAAUUGAUAUUGAUCUAAAUCAAAAAAAAAACAGUCUUCCAAAACCGAAAAAUGCUUUAUAUCCAAAGAUAUUAAAGCAGAUCCCUCUAUUGAAGGAAACUUUUAAAGAUACUAAACAUAAUGAUAGUAAUAAACAUACAAAAGAAUUAAGAAAUCUGAGUAUAAUUGAAGCGCAGACUCAAAAACGUCAAAAUAAAAAUCGUCAUAACACUGCUUUUGAAAUCAAUUGA
This is a messenger RNA of Ascoidea rubescens DSM 1968, 1185 nucleotides long. RefSeq lists its product as uncharacterized. The transcript is spliced from 2 exons. Bases 1 to 1185 code for a protein of 394 amino acids. The record is from RefSeq and is a predicted model, not a curated record. Lineage: Eukaryota; Fungi; Ascomycota; Saccharomycetes; Ascoideales; Ascoideaceae.